Molecule: messenger RNA, 2877 nt
Organism: Salvelinus fontinalis (brook trout)
Lineage: Eukaryota; Metazoa; Chordata; Actinopteri; Salmoniformes; Salmonidae
Product: DNA damage-regulated autophagy modulator protein 2-like
Exons: 8
Coding region: 281-1099 (272 amino acids)
Biological process (GO): photoreceptor cell maintenance; regulation of autophagy
Cellular component (GO): lysosome
Source: RefSeq, a predicted model, not a curated record
UGAAACACUAACGGGAAGUAAAGGGAUUACGUUUUUAGUUGAGAGAGCAUGACAUAAAUCCUAAUCCGUGUCAUGUACAUUUAAAUAUAGCGAUCAGAAGAGUAAACUACAACUUUGCUUUUCUGCAUUCUCGCAGUUAAUUUUUUCUUUUGUGAGACCAAUUGACGUGUGAUGAGGUGACAGCAAAGGAACCGCCGAAGGUGAAGACAACACACCAGCACAAGUGGUUUAACUUGGAUAGGCUACUGGUGGAUUGACACACACACACAGAACAGAGGACAUGUGGUGGUUCCAGGAAGGUCUGUGUAUUCUACCAGUAGCUCUGGUAUUAUGGACGACAGCCACGUUCAUCUUCGAUUACAUCACAGCUGUGGUGCUGAGACAUGUGGACCCACUGGUGCCAUACAUCAGUGACACAGGGACAGUUGCUCCAGAGAGAUGUGUGUUUGGAAUCAUGCUGGACAUGUCAGCAUUCCUAGGUGUAGCCACCAUGUAUGUACGCUACAAGCAGGUCCAAGCCUUGACAGACGAAGAGGAGUCAAAGCUCCAUAAACUCAACGUCUUGGGCCUGGUGCUGGGAUGGACCAGCUCCUUUGGCAUGUGCAUCGUCGCUAACUUCCAGAAAACCACUCUGUUCUUCAUGCACCUGGUGGGGGCGAUAUUGACGUUUGGUGUGGGGGCCCUGUACAUGCUGGUGCAGACGCUGGUGUCUCUGUACAUGCAGCCUCACGUCCACGGGAAGAGUAUAUUCUGGGUCCGACUCAGCAUUGGAGUGUGGACCUUUGCCAGCAUUAUCAGCAUGUUUGUGUCAUCUCUCAUCAUGUACAGCAGUCUGCCUGGAGUGGACGUGGCCCAUAAACUGCACUGGAUACCUGGAGAGAUGGGCUACAUCCCUCACAUCAUCAGCGCCAUCUCUGAGUGGUCUCUGGCUCUCUCCUUUGUCAGUUUCUUCCUCACCUACAUCCGAGACUUCCAGAAAAUAACGCUGCGGGCAGAGGCGGACCUAAAGAGUAAUCACAUGUAUGAUUCACCGCACUACAGCGUCACCACACCUCUCAACCAAUCAGAGACCUCUCCACUACUGGCGGGGGGCAUCUGAACAAGACCACUCCUAGUAGUGUGGUGGAGUCGAGCUGUAAAUGUCAACAUACUGAAUGGAAUAAAUGAGAUUAUAUGCGGAUGGUUCGAGCCCUGAAUGUUGAAAGCCGUGGUAUAUUAGACCGUAUACCACAUGUAUGACCCAAAAACAUUUUUGGUGUUCUAAUUACGUUGGUAACCAAUUUAUAAUAGCAAUAAGGCACCUCAGGGGUUUGUGGUAUAUGGCCAAUAUACCACGGCUAAGGGCUGUAUCCAGGCACUCCGCGUUGCAUCAUGCAUAAGAACAGCCCUUAGCCGUAGUAUAUUCGCCAUAUACCACACCUCCUCUGGCCUUAUUGCUUAAAUAUAGAAUGCUGAGUGUGCGAUCAACAAGCACUAAGAUACUGCUGAUAAGCCUAAUUCUUAGAUACAGUAGAAAUGCCACACGUCAUUCUAAACUGACAUGCCUUUUGAUGUCAACUGCACUAUUUUCACUGACAUUUGGUUCUUGUGUUAGGCUCAAUAAAAAUAUGUACUGCUCAUAAGGGCAUCAUCUGACAAAUGUCAUCUGUGGUGUGUAAAAGGUUUUCAUACCUUGUACAUUUUUUUAGUAUUCAGAACACAACUAUGCUAUUCUUAUCAACCACUGGAUGGUGCCAAAGAGCCAGCAACAUGUUUGGUUCUGCUUUCUUACAAGUCUAGCAGCCCCCACCUCAACACAAAAAUAGAUAUGAGCAUUUGUUGCGUGAGCUUACGUUGAUUGUCUUUCAUGAGAAUUUAUAUUAUUAAGUGGUUUGAAGCAAGGCACUUUAACUAAUUAUCUAGAAGUAUAAUGAUGCAUUUACUCUACUUCACUUCUGCUUUGGAAUGCUAAGUUAUUGUGCUCUGGCUGUGAAGCCCUCCGUGUUAAUGUAGGAGAAUAAGGAAAUAAGUUUUGCUGUAGAUUUGAUCAUAACUGAAUGGAUUGUAUUUUUUGUACUUUUCUAAUUUGGUUUUGUGGUUUUCUAUUUCUUCCCCAAUUAUGAUUUAAAUUACUUCCAUACAGACCCAUUAAAAAGCAAUGUAUUCACAUCUCUUUAACAUUGAAUGGAUAAAAUAUAGGGGAUGUAAGCAGGUUCAACAUUUUACUGAAUCUCUAUGAUUCUCUGGUUAUUAAUUUUGUUUCUACUAAAAGUGGAUUUUGUUGUAUAAAGAAAAUGGCAGCUGGCUACUUGUAUUUGCACAACAAACACUUGUCUCAAAUACAUCAUUACAGUUGUUGGUUAGCUAAUGAAUUUGAGCCAUAAUAGUAUUGAUAUGAAUUCAGUCAAAACACAUCAAAACAAAACAUGGUAUCAAGAACAAGAUGAAACGAUUAACAAUUCCCCACAUGGUAGUUUCUUGUCAUUGUUGGUAGCAAUCUGGCCAUCCAGAAUUACAACUCAUGGACUGCUGCCCCAUUGAACUGUGAGGAUCUUUUGUGUGACGUUGUCAGCUAACUCAUCUAUGAUGCUCUGGUUAUUCAUUUGUUUUCUACUAAAAGGUUUAUUUUGUUAUAUAAAAAUGGCAGCUGGCUACCUGUAGCCACCUGUUUCUAUGACCGCACUGGAGGUGUGUGGAGGAGGUAUUGCCAUCAUUGCUGUUAACUGACAGGGAAAUAUUUUAGGCAAAUCUGAUCCAUGUUUCCUAAUAAACGAUCACAUCUGCAGUAACUACAUAGGAGCUUUAAUUGUCUUGUCUCCAUUCUCAGGAAUGGCAAGUAUCAUACAUUCACUGUUGUAUGUGAAGGCUUUAUAACAGAAUAAAAACCUUUUACUUGUA